This is a messenger RNA of Caenorhabditis briggsae, 990 nucleotides long. Bases 1 to 990 code for a protein of 329 amino acids. The record is from RefSeq and is a predicted model, not a curated record. The transcript is spliced from 4 exons. Lineage: Eukaryota; Metazoa; Nematoda; Chromadorea; Rhabditida; Rhabditidae.
AUGGACCAAUUGGCGUCCCAACUCGGAAGCGCUGAGCUCCAAGCUCUCAUUGCUGCAUUGCCACACGAUUUGACUCUCAACCCAGCGUCGAGCAAGCCAUCAUCUUCUUCUGGAAGCGAUCUGUCAGCAUCCAACUCAUCUUCCUGCAUCUUUCCUCCACUUAAUGAUAUGGCGGCACUUUCGAUGCUUUCUCUCGGAGCCUAUCCGGGACUAUUCCCUGGAUUUCCAUUGUUAUCCACUCUCCCAUAUUUGAAUUUGAACCCAAACUCUACAAUUGAAUCUUUGGGACUUAUCAACUCUGCACUUUAUCAACAACAAAAAGAUGUACAAGCCAUGAUGAACGCCGCUACCUCUAACUCCUUGGCUGCAACUCUUGCUGCUGAUGGUCGUCCCCGUGCAUUUUCCAGUGCUGCCACAUUGCAACAUGUGAAGGAUCAGGAGAAGCGUCGCAAGCGUACUAGGAAGUGUGAGCCAGCUCUUCCAAUCACCACUAGUACAAUCACUUGCUCUUCGAACUCUUCCCCAUCAUCGAGCACCACAGUAACUUCAGUGCUCCGCACUUUGGUCGAAGAUGAUGACAGUGAUGUGCAUCCAAACAAGGUUCGCCCAAUUCAAGUGACCCCAGAAGAGGAAGAAGAAAUUCGAAGAAAAACUCAAGAACUUCUCAAUAAUGUACCAAAACAAACUGUGGAGCCAGAGGUCAGCUCAAAUGGACCACUCCGUCGUUUGAUUCGAGACGAAGACCUUCCAGAUGAGGUCGGACCAGACUCGCCAUUCCGUCACUACCCAAAGUAUCAGCAGAAACCUCGUUCACAACUAGUCAUGCUCCAAGGAAUCCAAGCAGCCGUCGCCUGUAUGUGUAUAGAAGCAUUCCAACUCAACGAUAAAUCUGAUGAGGAGAAACAAGCUCUUCGUCAGAAACAACAAGGCCUGUCGCUGGACGAUUUGGUCAAAGAGACGGUUCGCCAGGAGCUUAUAGCUGCAGAAUAG